Messenger RNA from Cercocebus atys (sooty mangabey), 3995 nucleotides. It is a transcript of the gene CHST7, whose product is annotated as carbohydrate (N-acetylglucosamine 6-O) sulfotransferase 7. Gene Ontology annotation, cellular component: Golgi membrane. The record is from RefSeq and is a predicted model, not a curated record. Gene Ontology annotation, biological process: N-acetylglucosamine metabolic process; carbohydrate metabolic process. Lineage: Eukaryota; Metazoa; Chordata; Mammalia; Primates; Cercopithecidae. The transcript has 2 exons. Gene Ontology annotation, molecular function: N-acetylglucosamine 6-O-sulfotransferase activity; chondroitin 6-sulfotransferase activity. Bases 1872 to 3332 code for a protein of 486 amino acids.
AUAUUAAUAUUGUAAAAUCAUAUCCUUGCUACAAAGGAGAUGUGUACAGAGGUCAAUGCAUAUGAGUUUGAUAGUGGAAAAGUGAGAGAUUGUCUAACAUGGUUUCUUUAUGAAGUAGGAGGUAAGUGCUGAGAAAUGGUGGGUGGGGGAAGAGGGGUAUCAGAAGUCUGAGGAGACUAGAGAAGGUGUGAAAUCAACAUAAUGGAACUUGAGACUGGGAAGUGACAUGAAGAACAUAAGAUUUCAGCAUUCAUUUGAGGUUGAUGAUUAUGAAGUUAUCUUGAUGCCAAUCUGUUCUGUGGGCUCCCAAAGUGCUGAGAUUACAGGCGUGAGCCACUGUGCCUGGCUCACACCUGUGGGGAAAUAUUUUGCAAUGGUGUUUGCAGGCACAGAGAAAGCCAAAAGCAGGGUUUGGGGGAUUUUGCUAGUUGAGUAAUGAAAAGGCAGAGGGCACAUGAGUUUAGCUUAUUGGAGGGAGUGUUAUUAAAAUAAUAGUAUGGCAUCUUUCCGCUGAAUAUGAAAAAUUGAGAAGAAAGUGGGGGUGGUGGUCAAAAAGUGGAGGUUGGAGAAUAGGGAAGAUUUGAACAACUGGCUGGAAGAAGAGGGGAAUUGUGGAAAGAAAACGAAAUACUUGAGUCAGUGAUUUCACAGGUGGAGUAACUUCCGUGAUGAAAAAGACCAGUGGAGAGCAUUGCAGAUGUUCUCUCUUCCAAUCUGAACACCUUCCCCUGGUGGAGAUGAGUAGAUAUGCUUUCUAUGUUUUGUUAACUUUACAAUGCCUUCCCCAAGCUGGUGAAAGCUCUCACUUCCUUAUUCAUUGGCCUGAUGAACAGAGCAAAAUGUAUCUUUUUUGGUUCUGUUUUGAAUUUUAGUGACUCUAGUCUUCAUCUGCCUCUUGGACUUCCUGUCCCUUUUCCAUCUAUCCUUGGGCACACGUUUCUCCUUACAGGUCCUUUUAAACACCAAGCUCCGGAGAAAGGUCACCAUUCUACCACUUUGAUUCUGUAAAUGUCUUUUGUUCAUAGGUGUCAGCAUAGGCUGGGUAAUACUGUGGUAACAACCCCCAAAUCUCGCAAUCCCAGGAGGUACAUGGGUACUGAGAAUUAUUCACAUUUUACAAAUGACCAAACUGGACCCCAGAGUAUUGGUAAAAUGUGCAGAGCCCAUCAGCUGGUGAAAAACCCUACGGAACACAACACUUAGAACUUCACAAAGGCUAGACUUUAUGAAAGGUGCUGCGUGAAUGCAGUAGUAUCUCCAACUCCCCUGGACCACUCUGCCACGUGCAAUCUUGUAUCUUUUACUCCAGAACUCAGUAACAUCCACUCCAGGGCUGAUGGGGGCGCUGGAUGUAGAUAGUGGCGAGUGGUUAUCCGCCUAGGAUAGCGAUGGCUAGGCAGGGGACAUAAAACAGAAGAGGCAGUGGCCUUCUCCGGGUGGGGUCUAUGGCCCUUUACUGGGUACAUUCUGUACACACAGGUACCUCCUUUGCCUGAAGUUAUUGAUGAAGGCUUCACUACGGAGGGUUUGGGGAAAGGUGGGGGUCUGGCUCGGUAAGCCCGAGUCCCAGCCCCGCUACAGCCCCGCCCAGAUCUGGCAGAGCCGUGGGCGAACCCAGGCGGGCAGAAAGGCGGGGCGGGCGGCUGCCAAGUCGGCCAAUAGGCGGCUCUCCGGCGGCUGAGCGGAGAGGGCAGGGGCGCAGUCAGUAGCACCACCGCCUUCCAAGUUUCCCCUCGUGGAUGCGCGGCCCCGCGGCUCUGCUCCUCCCGGCACACAGGGGCCGGGAGAGGCCACAGGAGCGGACUCAGGACGGGAUUUCUGAGGAACGGGAGAAAACUGGCGCCCGACCCACUCUGGCGGGUCGGUGAACGAUGAAGGGCCGGCGGCGGCGACGCCGAGAGUACUGCAAGUUCGCGCUGCUGUUGGUGCUGUACACGCUGGUGCUGUUGCUCGUCCCCUCCGUACUGGACGGCGGCCGCGACGGGGACAAGGGCGCCGGGCACUGCCCUGGCCUGCAGCGCAGCCUGGGAGUGUGGAGCCUGGAGGCGGCGGCGGCCGGCGAACGCGAGCAGGGCGCAGAGGCGCGGGCCGCCGCGGAAGGGGGCGCGAGCCAGUCCCCUCGGUCCCCAAGCAACCUCAGCAGCGCUGUCGGGGAGGCGGUGUCUCGCGAGAAGCAGCACAUCUACGUGCAUGCCACCUGGCGCACCGGCUCGUCCUUCCUGGGCGAACUCUUUAACCAGCACCCGGACGUUUUCUACUUGUAUGAGCCUAUGUGGCAUCUAUGGCAGGCGCUGUAUCCGGGCGAUGCCGAGAGCCUGCAGGGCGCGCUGCGCGACAUGCUGCGUUCGCUCUUCCGCUGCGACUUCUCCGUGCUGCGGCUGUACGCACCGCCGGGGGACCCCGCUGCGCGCGCCCCGGACACGGCCAAUCUUACCACGGCCGCCCUCUUCCGCUGGCGGACUAACAAGGUCAUCUGCUCGCCGCCACUGUGUCCUGGCGCGCCCCGUGCCCGAGCGGAGGUGGGCCUCGUCGAGGACACCGCCUGCGAGCGCAGCUGCCCACCCGUGGCGAUACGCGCCCUGGAGGCCGAGUGCCGAAAGUACCCGGUGGUGGUCAUCAAGGACGUGCGCCUGCUCGAUCUGGGCGUGCUGGUGCCCCUGUUGCGUGACCCAGGCCUCAACCUGAAGGUGGUGCAGCUUUUCCGCGACCCGAGGGCGGUGCACAACUCGCGCCUCAAGUCUAGGCAGGGACUGCUGCGCGAGAGCAUCCAGGUGCUGCGCACCCGCCAGAGAGGCGACCGCUUCCACCGUGUGCUGCUGGCGCACGGCGUGGGUGCUCGCCCCGGGGGCCAGUCUCGCGCGCUGCCUGCCGCACCGCGCGCCGAUUUCUUCCUGACCGGUGCGCUCGAGGUGAUCUGCGAAGCCUGGCUGCGGGAUCUACUUUUCGCGCGCGGUGCGCCCGCCUGGCUGCGGCGCCGCUACCUUAGGCUGCGCUAUGAGGACCUGGUGCGGCAGCCACGCGCCCAGCUGCGCCGCUUGCUGCGCUUCUCCGGGCUGCGCGCGCUCGCAGCGCUCGACGCCUUCGCGCUCAACAUGACUCGUGGCGCGGCCUAUGGCGCCGACCGGCCCUUCCACCUGUCAGCGCGCGACGCCCGCGAGGCGGUGCACGCCUGGCGCGAGCGCCUGAGCCGAGAGCAGGUGCGCCAGGUGGAGGCCGCCUGCGCUCCAGCCAUGCGUCUGCUUGCCUACCCUCGCAGCGGAGAGGAGGGCGACGUGGAGCCGCCCAGGGAUGGGGAGACGCCGCUGGAGAUGGAUGCCGAUAGCGCCACGUAGCCUCCCAUCCCUGUCCCCGGCACGGAUCCGGGUCAGUCACCAUGAACCAGGGCACUCGGCAUGCUGCCUCAGCACUGGAGAAGCAGCACUGUGGAGGCAAUCUGUCACACUGUCAGAGUCUGGGAGUUGACUUGCUACCAACUGCUGUGCAAUUCUGCUGAGCAGGAAUAUCAUGAGCUGUUCAAUAAUGACAGAUGCAUUGGUUGAGAUGAAGUUUCCAGUAAGGAAGUGACAGUGCAAUGUGGAUAUUUAUGGCCGUAAAAUAGGAAGAGCUUAAGUUCCCAGGCUGAACCUGCCACUGCUGGAGCCAUUUCAUUUCAACAAGGCGUCCUCACAACAAAGAAGAGAUGUGAUUUGGUACCAUUUCACAUCAGCAGGUGUCUGGAUGAAAACAUCAAUGUGAAUAAGGGCCAACUGCAGUCCUGUCUAUCUUGAUUAAAUUACUUAAUAUUAAAUAAUAGGUCUGGGCAGUAUUGUUUUUAAACUGACUCAUCCGGCUGUCCUUCAAAUAGCUCCGUCUACCCAGAACUGACUUUUAAAAAGUAAUUUUUCUCCCUGGGCUGGGAGAACCCUAAUGAACUGAAACACAUUUUUACUUUUAAAUUUUUCUAUCUGGUGUUUUUGUAAUUAUACUAUUAAAUGACUUUGGAGUCAUGUUAAUGA